Molecule: messenger RNA, 2876 nt
Organism: Anopheles funestus (African malaria mosquito)
Lineage: Eukaryota; Metazoa; Arthropoda; Insecta; Diptera; Culicidae
Exons: 2
Coding region: 233-2278 (681 amino acids)
Biological process (GO): proteolysis
Molecular function (GO): serine-type endopeptidase activity
Source: RefSeq, a predicted model, not a curated record
UUGCAUCCAAUUUUUCUCAAUUGGAGGAAAAAAAGGUAAAUAAAAACCGAACACAAUGGUUAGGUAAUUUAUCCAUUUCCAAUUCCAGUUAAAGGAUACGUAGUAGACCUUGGAGCAGUGAGAUAUCGACACAUGAUAUUUGUUAGCGUGAAGCGACUUCAAAUUAAGCUUUAGUAGGCUUUGUCGAGAGUUCUGGAUAAUUGUCAGUAGUGGUGAUCAUUUCCACACCAAAAUGAUACCAAUUUUGCGAGUGACGUCCAUCGUCUGGAUCUUGCUAUUGAUUGUGUCAACUCAACACGUUAGCUUUCUCAAGACAAGUGGUGAAACUUUAACUUCAACUAGUUCUGGUUACGUUUUAAACCAAGAAAUGAACAUCCAGCAAUCUAGUAUUACCAGCUUCCAAUGGUGCACAAACCCCCAAGAAGCCGUUUCAAGAAAACAACCCCAAUUACCGGCACACAGACAAAGGACCGGUAGUAAAUUGAUAGAGUGCUACUUUGAAGGCUCUUCUGUGCAAUCAUUUAACCGCAAACAGGUCGACAUGCAAUCUGCUUCGGACGUCGUACUUCACCAAGGUUCACUCAGCACUUCUAUCCCCGCAUGUACACUUUCGUAUCAAUCAGCGCAAUGCGAUGCGCUAGAACUGAUGCCGGUAAGAAACGAACAGCCCGGUAAUGAUGGAAGAAAGUUUCCUGGAAUUAAUGGUGAGUGUUUUGUAGCGCUGCUGUACCAGGACGGUAUGUAUCGAUGUACCGGUUGCUACCAAAUUGGACUCCGUUUCACUGCAGGAACGUUCGACAGGAGAAUGAACUCCCGUGACCGAGCGGCGUCAUCGUUGAAGUUGUGGAUUUGUGACAUGAAAUGGUGUACCGAGUGCGCUUUCCGGGCAAUGCAGUCGGUAAACGAUGCACACCGUGCCGAAGGGCCUGACCAAAGUGUAGCCGAGACGAUUGCCAGUCCCACAAAUAGAGGCGGAUUGCGUGGUAUUGCGCACCUGUCUCGAGAAACAGAACCAGCGCAAAACUUGAAAAAGCUUCAAAACCACUUCAACACACAGAUAGGAACCGCUUACGUUUUCAUCUUGUCCACCGAACAACCCAAGAUUCAUGCAACAGAUGGACAACGAUACGGCGAAGUGUCCUCGUGGGAAUCGCCCGAAGGAUAUUGGUUUCGGACCAAGCGAAUUGAUAAACGGAAACAAUCUGAAGCCGUGUCUGAUAGCAACUUUUUGGACAAUUUUGAUGCGAUGGCCGUGUGGAACAUGUGUCACAUGCCUGAGAUGAAGCUGUGCACGGUAAAUACCCUCGAGAGUCAUCCGAACCGUAUAAUGGAUGUGGUAUUGUCAACGAACGAUAGUAUUCGUAUCAACGGAACGGAUCACACGUCAAUGGAAGAGUAUGUACUCUACAAUUGUAGCGUAGGUGCUUCGAGCCUAGGGGAACGUAUCGUUGGUGGAAGAAAUGCCGACAUGGACGAUGCUCCGUUUCUCGUAUCGUUAAGAAAUCUUUACCACGAGCAUCGAUAUGGCUUUGGCAGUGGGUUAGUUUGCGGUGGGUCACUGAUUAGUGCCGACCGCGUACUGACCGCAGCGCACUGUUUUACGACGAAAGCGUCCAACAUGGGUGUAGUGGCCGGUAUACUGAAUCGGUUCGAUCGAUCCGAACGUAUGCAGCAGCGUCGGGUAUUCCGAUACCUGGCCCAUCCGUACUGGAACUCAAGGACAAUGUACGGCGAUAUCGGGCUCAUAUCGUUGCGAGCCCCGUUCCACUUCAGUGUUCCCUUUAGCUCCGGCAAUUUAAUGCCGAUUGAGCUGACAGCCCAAAGACCGAACACAGGUGAGCGCUGUACCAUCUACGGUUGGGGGCAAACGCAAGAAGGUCGAAACCAAUUCAAGCCCGUCUGUCUCCAGAAGGCUGAUGUAACCGUGCUGGAGCUGGAGCGGUGCAAUCGUUCCCUGAGCAGGGUUAUAAACGUUCCGGACGGUUCGUUCUGUGCCGGUAGCUUCGCUGGUGGAGUCGACUCCUGUCAGGGCGAUUCCGGUGGUCCGCUGGUCUGUGGCGGUGCACUUUAUGGAGUCGUUAGUUUCGGUUGGGGCUGCGGGAGAUCUCAUUUUCCCGGCGUCUAUACCGAUGUGUUCGUGCAUCGCCGCUGGAUUGAAGCAUCGAUGGACAGCGAUCCGCGUACGUGGAACGGUGCCGUACUAGCGUACGGGAGUUACCCGGGAUGGCGUACUGUUCUGGGUGUAAUAAUAAUGUUUAGCACCGUACUGCUGUCGUAAAACGUCUAACCGGUGCGGGUGUCGAGUCCAUUUUCUUCGAAUUGAGUGUUUGAGGGCGGCGUAUAGAGCGUAUAAGGAACUGUCAAUUAUUCCGCCGAGAGUUAAACAUCCACCCCGGGUAACACCGAGAAAAUGGUCAGUAAAGUGUGAUGAUUCACAAAUGGUGUAUUUCGGUUGCAAUACUUCAAUGUACGUUAAUAUUUUGACACAGCGCAAUCAUUAUGUGCAAGAGUCAGGUAUUUAUUUCUUUUGAAACGGAAGGAAAAAAACCGAAAAUGUCCCUUCGAGUGAGGAAAUAGCAUACGAUGGAGAUGAAAUUUUAGAACCCACAAUAACCUGGCUAAUGAUAUUUAUAGUCUAAUUCCAUAUCGGUGUGGCAAAGGGAUACCACCUUACCUGACCAUCACACCAACUUUAACUAUUCCACUUAAUUAGUUUUAGUUUUACGAGCCCAACCACCCAUGAUAUAAGCAUGACUGUGAACGGUGGCCAUGAGGGUAGUUGUUAUGGGACCAAGCAAAACUAACCUACAGCGUGUACAUUGUCACUGGUAGUUACAGUAGUUUGCAUCGGUCGUUUGAUGCCACGGGCCGGUUAG